This is a messenger RNA of Paraphaeosphaeria sporulosa, 627 nucleotides long. RefSeq lists its product as uncharacterized. The record is from RefSeq and is a predicted model, not a curated record. Gene Ontology annotation, molecular function: ATP binding; protein kinase activity. Gene Ontology annotation, biological process: protein phosphorylation. The coding region runs from base 1 to 627 and encodes 208 amino acids. Lineage: Eukaryota; Fungi; Ascomycota; Dothideomycetes; Pleosporales; Didymosphaeriaceae. The transcript has a single exon.
AUGCCCUCCCGCACCUCCUUCACCGAACUCCGCCACCUCACCGCCGGACAAGACGGCGGCUUCAACCAAGGCAUCCUUAUCGUCCGCCACCGCCGCACCGGCACCUGCUAUAUCGAAAAGCGUGUCUCCCCCCGCGCCAUCCGCACCGGCCACGCCGCCCGCGAAGCCCGCGCCCUGCGCUCCUGCCACCACCCGCAUAUCAUCUCCUUCGUGUUCGCAGACAUCGACGCCGCUGGCUACGGCUACGGCAGCAUCUACAUGUCGUACUGCGAGCUGGGGUCUCUCGACGGGUUGCUCUCGCGGCUGGCACGGCGCUCGAACUUCCCGCCUGAAGGCUUCCUCUGGAAGAUCCUGUUCGACAUGGCAACCGCACUGUGCUAUCUCCAGACGGGGCUGAAGUCUUCGUCGCUGGCGCAGAGCGGACAACCCGUGUCUGGCUGCGCGCUGGGCUGGGUUCAGAUUCUGCAUCGGGACAUCAAGCCCGCAAAUAUCUUCGUUACGUUCGCGCACAGCAGAACUGAGAGCGUGUAUCUAGCCCUAGUCCUGGGUGACCGUUCACGAAGCCUUUCGCUGCGCCUGAGGAACCCCGUUAUAGCGACACCAGCGACGUGUACUCCCUCGCGCUGA